CCGGGGGCGGUGGGGCCGGGGUCCCAGGGGGUCGGGGGCGAUGCGGCUGCUGCAGAGCCUGGCGAAGCGCGCGGCGCUGGCCGGAGUCCCCACCUACAUCGAGCACUUCAGCAAGUUCUCGCCCUCGCCGCUCUCUAUGAAGCAGUUCCUGGACUUCGGAUCCACCAAUGCCUGCGAGAAGACCUCCUUUGCCUUCCUGCGGCAGGAGCUGCCCGUCCGCCUCUCCAACAUCAUGAAGGAGAUCAACCUGCUGCCAGACCGCGUCCUGCACACGCCCUCCGUCCAGCUGGUGCAGAGCUGGUACGUCCAGAGCCUGCUGGACAUCAUGGAGUUCCUUGACCGGGAUCCUGAGGACCAGGCCACCUUGGGACAGUUCACCAAUGCCCUCGUCACCAUCCGCAACCGGCACAAUGACGUGGUGCCCACCAUGGCGCAGGGCGUCAUCGAGUAUAAGGAGGCCUAUGGGGAUGACCCAGUCUCCAACCAGAACAUCCAGUACUUCCUCGACCGCUUCUACCUGAGCCGCAUCUCCAUCCGCAUGCUUAUCAACCAGCACACCCUGCUCUUCGAUGGCAGCACCAACCCCGCGCACCCCAAGCACAUCGGGAGCAUCGACCCCCACUGCGGUGUGGCCAACGUGGUGAGAGACGCCUACAACAUGGCCAAGCUGCUGUGUGACAAGUACUACAUGUCCUCUCCUGACCUGGAGAUCGAAGAGGUGAACGCAAGCAACGCCCAGCAGCCCAUCAGCAUUGUCUACGUCCCGUCGCACCUGUACCACAUGCUCUUUGAGCUUUUCAAGAAUGCCAUGCGAGCCACUGUGGAGAGCCAUGAGAACAGCCCACGUCUGCCGGCCAUCAAGGUGAUGGUGGCCCUGGGCCAGGAGGACCUCUCCAUCAAGAUGAGCGACCGGGGCAUGGGUGUCCCCCUGCGCAAGAUCGAGCGGCUCUUCAGCUACAUGUACUCCACCGCGCCUACCCCACAGCUUGGCACUGGUGGGGCUCCCCUGGCCGGCUUUGGCUAUGGGUUGCCCAUCUCGCGCCUCUAUGCCAAGUACUUCCAGGGGGACCUGCAGCUCUUCUCCAUGGAGGGCUUCGGCACCGACGCUGUCAUCUACCUGAAGGCUCUGUCCACGGACUCGGUGGAGCGCCUGCCUGUCUACAACAAGUCGGCGUGGCGGCACUACCAGGCUAGCCAGGAGGCAGGAGACUGGUGUGUCCCCAGCACCGAGCCCAAAAACACCUCCACCUACCGCGUCCCCUAGGGCCUCCCUGGGGGCUCGCGGCCCCCCCAGCCUGACGAGAGACCCUGCCCCCCCGGUGUCCCCCAGCACCCCAGAGUGGGGUUUUUUAUGCCGGUGUGGGGGUUUUUAGCACCCCAGUUCCACCUCCCGCUGCCAUUAGGGCUCACUGGGAAGCGUGGGAGAUGGGGGGGGACACGACAGUGGGGCAGGAGGUCCCAGCACCUUGGUGGCACUUAGGUCCGUAGCUGUGGGUGGCAUUAGCACAGCAGGGAACAGGCAGAGCCCCUGUUGCCUCCCCCCUCCACUUGGCCCCUACCACAGGAGGGAGUGCCCCAGGGCAGCCAGGGACUGGUCCUUUCCCAGUAUGACCAGUAGCACUUCUUAGCCCCCGAUGGGGUGGGGGGACCAGGCCUGAGCACACCAGCCCGUCCCUGCUGCCCGCGCCGUCCCCAGUCUUGCACUACUGAGCUGUUCUUGCCUGUGUGUGCCCCCUGCCAGCCGCGUGUGCCCCUCAGCUCCCUGCACCCCUGGGGGGUCCCCACAUGCUCAGGAGCACCCCCCACUCCCCGGACCCCAUCAAUAAAAUGGAUGUUGACUGAG
This is a messenger RNA of Cuculus canorus (common cuckoo), 1843 nucleotides long. RefSeq names its product pyruvate dehydrogenase kinase 2 (gene PDK2). The record is from RefSeq and is a predicted model, not a curated record. Lineage: Eukaryota; Metazoa; Chordata; Aves; Cuculiformes; Cuculidae. The coding region runs from base 41 to 1264 and encodes 407 amino acids. The transcript is spliced from 11 exons. Gene Ontology annotation, biological process: regulation of glucose metabolic process; protein phosphorylation. Gene Ontology annotation, cellular component: mitochondrion. Gene Ontology annotation, molecular function: pyruvate dehydrogenase (acetyl-transferring) kinase activity.